Messenger RNA from Blepharisma stoltei, 1075 nucleotides. The record is from the annotation of a GenBank genome assembly. NCBI's taxonomy places the organism in Eukaryota, Ciliophora, Heterotrichea, Heterotrichida, Blepharismidae.
AUGGCAAACAAAACAAAAACAGUUGUAGCUGAUAAGCUUGGAAAUUUCAACACCCUAGGUGUAAAAGAAAUGAAUAUUCCUGAUGUCCCAGAAGGUUACGUUCUUAUAAGAACUGAAUUUGCAACACUCAACCCAAUGGACGAACUCAUGUUUAUGGGCAAAUAUUUCUAUCAACUUCAAAAUAAAACUCUUGGUAUAGAAGGAUCUGGAACUGUCGUCAGAAGUGGAGGUGGGGCUCUUCCUAACUCACUCCUUAAUAAGCGUGUCUGCUUUAUGGCUUAUGGUCCUAAUUCAACUGGUGCAUUCUCAGAAUUCUGUGUUACUGAUGCUAGAUUUGUACUGCCAAUCAAAGAUAAAUGGAUUUAUAAAUAAAUAGGGCAUUAUUAUAUAUAUAUAAAAUAAUUUAAAAAUAUAUGGCGAAGUGAAUAAUAUUCCUUUUGAGCAAGCAGCCACUAUGUUUUCCAACGCAUUGACAACCGAACUUCAUAUAAGAAAAAUCAAAAAAGGCAACCAUAGAGCAGUCAUAAUAAAUGCAGCUGCCUCCAUGACAGGAAAAUCUCUAAUUAAAUAUUGCUGCUAUUUAGGCAUUCCAGUUAUUGCGAUCGUUAGAGGUGAAGAAGAUGCAGUUUCAUUAAGAACUUGUGGGACAGAAAAUAUCAUCGUAUCCUCAAAUGAAGGCUGGUUGGAUAGAGCUAAAGACUUAUCAAGACAUUUAGGAGCCACAAUUGCUUUCGACGCUAUUUCUGGAGAGCAUACAGGGCAUUUAUAUGAACUUAUUCAAGAGCCUGGUGUUGUCUAUGUAUAUGGAGGACUCUCAACGGAGCCGUGCACAAUCAACCCUAUGUCAUUUUCUCCAAGAAAAAAGCUUAAAGGUCUUUCUUUCAUGAAAUGGUGGUGCUGCUUACCUACCUUGAAAAGAAUUAAGCUCUGUGAAAGAGUUGAAAAAUUGAUGGAGGACAUUUUUAAUACAAAUUAUUGUGCAACAGUUAACUUGAAUGGUGUGAAAGAUGCAAUGGCGACUUAUCAUACUAGAAAGACAGACAACAAGUUCUUAAUCAGAACAAGAACCAAUUAA